AUGGACCUUCCUAACCAAGCUAGAAAGGAUUCCCAGGGGAUAUGUUUUCUUGGAAAGGUCAAAUUUAGAGAAUUUGUUCAAAGACAUAUAGGAGAAAUGGAGGGUAUGCUUCUUGAGGCUGAAACUGGAGAUUACCUAGGGACACACCAUGGGUUUUGGUUCUAUACGAUUGGUCAGCGACAAGGUUUGCGACUUUCUGGAGGACUUUGGUAUGUUGUGGAGAAAGAUGUGCAAAAUAAUGUGGUUUUUGUAUCAAGGAAUUACUAUUCACUGGAUAAGAGGAGGCGGACAUUUCGUGUUGGAUCACUAAACUGGUUUAGUGAUUCUGGGCCAUCAGACAAUGAACGCCUUAAAUGCAAGGUACGGCAUAGUCCCGAUUUCCAUGAUUGCACCGUGGCAAAAGAGCAAACCGAAGAGAAGGGAGACGUUUUGGAGGGUCGUCUGUCCAAAGACGACCAGGGUUUAGCAGCUGGCCAGUUUGCAACGUUCUACCGUGACAAUGCGUGCCUGGGGUCAGACAUAAUCCUGGAUUCCUAUGACGAAAUGAGCUUCCCUGUGUCUGCAAAGGCGCUGGAAACUGCUAGGAUGGAGGAUAAGUCCAAGCUGGGGAAGCCCAUAAGGAUCAUGAACUUGGAGCAUCUGGGGAACCCAGAGCCGGAGCCGGCCAAGGUUUUUGACAGACAUCACCAGCUUCUUGUAGCCUUCUCUUGA
This is a messenger RNA of Triticum turgidum subsp. durum (durum wheat), 711 nucleotides long. The record is from the annotation of a GenBank genome assembly. NCBI's taxonomy places the organism in Eukaryota, Viridiplantae, Streptophyta, Magnoliopsida, Poales, Poaceae.